AUGCUAUUCAGCACUAAAUAUAUCAGUGCUAUUGUGGAUCUCUGGAAGCUCCAAAGAGGUAUUGGUACGAAUACCUUUCUGAAUCCCCGGGGAUAUGCUGUUUCUGCAUUGAUGACUGCCCGACUAUCAUUGGCAGAGCAAAUACAGCAGUCCCUUCUUUGUACAGAGACCUUAGGAAAUUCAGCUCCGGCAGACCCUUCCAAUCAUUGCCGAUCUGCUCUUAACAAGGUCAUUACAGGAAUUCUGACCCCAGAUCUGCUUGGUGGAUCUGCGUCAUCGGUCACGUUGACGAGCGCGGAGUUGUGGAGUGCGAUGUCUUCAAUCAAUCAACCUUGCCAUCAGAAGAUGGGGUUCUACUUUGGUUUAUCCUCAUCCUCAUUCGCCGAAUUGGAUUACUAG
Aspergillus oryzae RIB40 is the source of this 399-nucleotide messenger RNA. RefSeq lists its product as uncharacterized. NCBI's taxonomy places the organism in Eukaryota, Fungi, Ascomycota, Eurotiomycetes, Eurotiales, Aspergillaceae. The transcript has 2 exons. The record is from RefSeq and is a predicted model, not a curated record. Bases 1 to 399 code for a protein of 132 amino acids.